CGAUUCCUCACUCCUCAAACCACCACGACCAUCUCUUCGACCACCAAAACAUCCACCUAUCUGCGUCCUCGACCAUCCUUUACCACCCACACUCGUUCAGGCAACAACUUUCGAUCGUCCCCGAAACUUCUUCUCAAACACCUUUUAUUCCUUUCUCACAUUAUUUCAUUCUUUGUCGAUCGUUACCCUACCCCUUUGCCGACAGAGGCCCUUAGGAACCUGCUAUCCACUCGUCUGUUAUUCUUUUCUUAGCCUCCAGUCACAAGAUAUUCGCCUCCCACCUUCUGUCGAUUGAUCGGCGACUGUGGUUGUUUGCCUCUCUGGCUUUCGAUUGUUCCUCCAUCCGACACACGCCAUUGCAGACCCAACGAGUGUCGAGAGACAUACAACAUUCCGCACGCACGCGAUCUCAAGUGCACAGCCCUCCUGUGCUCGGAUCAAUCCUCAACCCAGCCUGCGCCUGGACUUUCGACCUCACUCGCAGUCUGCCCUCUAUUGGCCACUCCCUCGACUAUUUUGUGCGCGUCGACUUGAUCGCGCUGGCAUCCCCUUAACGAGAAACGCCGCUGCCGUUUGCUGACCCUUCAUGCCCUCAUACGGAUCACUACACUCUCCCUCGUUAAAGAAAAACAACAUGUUGGAAGCUCGAAGAGGAGGUCGAAUUGAUUUCGGCUAUAUUGUUGGCGAUCCCUUUGCUUUGGCUACCAUCUCCAUUGGUUUGCUUGCGUGGUUGAUCGCGUUCAUCGCGUCCAUCAUCGCCAAUAUUCAAGACCCCUUCCCCAAAUAUGCCUGGUGGACGGUUGCCUACAUGCUGUGCUGCAUUGUCGGCAUUACAAUAGUUUUUGCUACGAACUCCACAAGCACAUACAGUCUCGCGAUUGUUGGAUACCUCGCGGCUGGGCUCGUCAUGACAACAUCUGCAGUGAAUUCGCUCGUCUAUCAACCACAGGGCGCCAUGGAAGCCGCUGCUGCUGGCCACAUUCUGCUCUCCAUGGUUGCGAUCAUCUGGAUUUUCUACUUCGGUUCCACCCCGGCCGCGGCCCAUCGCGAGUUCAUUGAUCAGUUUGCCCUGCACAAAGAACGCCAAUCUUUCCGUGGGCCUCCGCAAAGCAUGACCAAUGUUUAUGAUCGCCCACAGACGACCGCUUCUGCUCAGCCUCCUCAAAUGUACACAUCUGCGCAGCUAAGCGGCUUUGAGACCUCUUCUCCUGUUUCGGGAUACCCAGGCGGACCUGCAGGAGCGGCGGCCCGAGCCUCUGCACAACCCGCUGUCAACACCAGCAGCACCCCCGCUCCAGCUCAAGAAGUCAGCCCACCCACGGAGUACCCGUACCGCGCCAAAGCCAUUUACAGUUAUGAGGCGAACCCAGAUGACGCGAAUGAGAUCAGCUUCAGCAAACACGAGAUUCUAGAAGUGUCUGAUGUAAGCGGCCGGUGGUGGCAGGCCAAGAAAGAAAAUGGCGAAACGGGUAUUGCACCGAGCAACUACUUGAUCCUGUUAUGAAACCACACACAUCCAGUUUAAAAAAGAUCUCAGGAGAGGUUGUCGCUAUGAAUGAUGGCCGGUUACCAUCGAGGUUCUCGACAUCACACUAAUGACCGGAUUUUGAUGACAUUGUACCUUUUCUCCUUCUGUGCACAUGACUUUCUGGACUCUAUGGAGCUGCAGCAUGCAACCUCGAAACAGCAUUGAUCAGCACCAUACGAAACGCAAGCUUGUGCGUGCUCGAUACCUUCCCCUGGUUAAAUGGACCCGAUACAAAGGAAGGCAUUGGAAUCUACGGGUUGGCAAUAAGGGCUUUUGUGUUUUGUUCUUUCUCACCUGGGCGAUGAAUCGAACGGUAUGGAUAUGCCCGCAGGGGCUUGUACAGGCGUCAUGGCGCAAACUCGGAUGGGGGCGAAGUGGUAUGAGCGACGGUGGGCUCUGCCAACUGCAGGGAUUUGGAGCAGGACUGGGCCUGGAAUACCCCAACAUUUCAUUUUUCUUUCCGAUCUAACUGGACUAUGACGACGGCACCCGACAUGGCCCGUCUGGUUCGGGAUCAGAGUCGGUUUUGGAAGCAUACCAUGUGUCGACACUUGGGCGGAUGGUACGUGACUGAAAGAGCUUGGGUUUUUGAACUUUACGAAUCGCGAGACCGCAGAUUUUUCCAUGGUCAAAACGAAACGAAUCGUGAUUGAGCUACUUGUUUUUAGCAGGAAAGAGUCGAUCGAUAUUUGAGCGAUGAGACGAGCAGUAAGAGCAGAUAGCCAGAAAGAAAUAACACAGGAUUACAGUAUGGGGACUGACCUGUCAUGUA
Messenger RNA from Cladophialophora immunda, 2300 nucleotides. RefSeq names its product high osmolarity signaling protein sho1. Gene Ontology annotation, biological process: regulation of actin filament polymerization. The transcript is spliced from 4 exons. Gene Ontology annotation, molecular function: protein binding. Bases 587 to 1504 code for a protein of 305 amino acids. NCBI's taxonomy places the organism in Eukaryota, Fungi, Ascomycota, Eurotiomycetes, Chaetothyriales, Herpotrichiellaceae. The record is from RefSeq and is a predicted model, not a curated record.